GUUCUAGUGUAUCAAAAUUCAUGCGGCUUUUGUUGCUUUCGGCCAUGUUAAUUACCCUGUCACCAGCAAUGUAACUUUCCAGGUUGCAGCCGAAAUUGCAUUGAAAGAUGAAGAAAAUCUACUUGCUUCUCGGAAGCUUGCGUUGCUUAUUGAUUUGGAUCAAACUGUCCUACACACAACAACAACCCCGCACGCCUUCCGUUAUAAGGUAAUAAUUGGAGGUAUACAUCGUUUUCGUUUGCCUGGCUGUCCAAUGAUUUAUCAUACGCGUUUUCGUCCACACUUGACUAAGUUUCUAAAGCGUAUGGUUAAACGGUUUCAAAUGCACAUUUGCACCUUCGGAAACCGUGCCUACGCCCACCAACUGGCCAGCAUACUCGACCCGGAACGUCAGUAUUUCUGUCAGCGCAUUCUCUCUCGGGACGAAUGCUUCAAUCCCGUGACCAAGUCUGCUAACCUCAAAGCGUUGUUUCCGCGAGGUGUUCAUCUCGUUUGUAUCAUUGAUGAUCGGGGGGACGUCUGGGACUGGUCUCCUAAUCUCAUUCAAGUUCAACCCUACAGGUACGCAUCUGUUAUGCAGAUUAUAAGUAUAAAGCUGCUCUUUGCGCUUCCGCAAUCGCUUGAUGACAUUGUCGGAAGGAAGGUUUCAUCGUUUGCCAACGCGUUGUUUUUUCCUGAGAUCGGUGACAUAAACGGGCCUCCGGGGCGGCCGUUGUCAAUGAUGCCAAUGCCGGACUUCCGUGCCCUCCCUCCACCUCCUCCGCCUCCUCCUUCCCCUUUGUGCGCCCCCACCGAUUCCUCGACUUCCUCCUCGGACGAGGAAACGCCCUCCCCCUCGAAUUCGCCUUCCUCGUCAGCUAUUAUUUCAAGCGCAAGGGAAGGGACGGCUGGAAGUGACUGCGGCGAACAUCAACCAGAUUCCCAGUCCGAGCCAAAGUCCACAGAUGGCAGUAAGGAGAAGUCAAAAGAAGACGACACAGAUGUCAAAAAACCGAAAAUUGCAAGUUCUUUUCCUCCCAUCGCUGAUCUAGGAUCUCCACAGCAAUCGAUCUUCGAGAUGAGUGAGGAGGCGCUUGAUGCUUUCGAUGCAGACUACCUAUUAAGGCUGGAGCAAAUUCUCAUGGAAAUUCACCGACGUUAUUAUCGCGCCUAUGACAAACACGUGGCUGAAAUAAGCAGGCUCAAAGCAGAAAAUCAGUCUAUUCAAGAAGGCUCGAGGUGCGUUCGCGGUUAUAGUCAAUUGGCUGAUGGAAUUGUUUCGCCGUUCGGUGUUGAGCCAGGUGGCCACGGCGUGGUCGCCAGCUGUAGAAGGCCCGACGACAUGAGUCUCGCACUCGCAUCGAGAACGCCUACUUGUUGGAGCUCCAUAACACUGCGCUGGCGCAUGUACUUGCUCUCAGGCAUUCCUCACAUCGCCAAUAUAAUGACGCAGAUGCGCGCAAGGGUUCUGGGCCCGAGCACGCACAUCACCCUCUCCGGUCUCACGCCCACCCACCGCCCCGCCCGGGAGAGCCUCGCCGGCCAGAUCGCUCUCGGUCUGGGCGCCACUCUGCACAACCGUCUGCGCUUCCCUAAACACGACAAACCACCUGCUCCGUCUGCCUCCACCGGUGUGGCAUCACUCCCCGUCGCCAAGCCAAGGGUGUACAAUUUAGAACCGCUAGUGAACUCCCGUAAGGCAGGACAUUUUCCCACCUACAUUGCGCAUUUUUGGCCAUAUUCCAGUCACAAAGCCUUCACCACCCACUUGGUGGCCUGUCGACAGAACACGGAGAAGGUGGCCGCCGCUCGAGCCUAUCUCGCGAAAAGCCAUCGACAACCCCUGCACAUUGUCUCGCCACGGUGGCUGUGGGCCUCGCACUUUCGGUGGCAGCGUCUACCCGAGGUCCAGUUUCCCCUAGACCACGACUAUAACCUAAACAUGUUCGAUCCCGACGCCAACUGCUUCCCCGGCUACUACCGGCACAGACAUCACCGCUAUCGCCACCGGCCCCAAUUCGCCUCGCGGGAUCCCUUCGAAGACGUCGUCAGUUAUGAUCGACCGAAUCACACUUUUCUUUCGAAUCACAGCCUCAAUGACGUGGCUGAGGACAAACCGGAGCUCAGCCCUUCUAUGGUCCGAUCGGCGAUGGAGUCCAUUGAAAGAGAGUUGCAUGAUCGUCGUUGUCGUAGAAAUCGUUCGGAGAAGCUGUGUCUUCUGGAGGGCGAAGUGGAACCCAAACGCAAAAGAGCAGUGUCGGAAUCUGGAGAGCAAAGUGACCCUGUCUGUCCCCAAACAAGGAAGCGUCCUUGUACACGGAAAUCGGACGGCCACCUUUCAAUUGUUGACAAGGACGUCAGUGAGAGAUGUGAGGACACAGAAGGGAACCACUCCACUUCUCGAUCUCCCUCUAUUUCUACUGACGAUGACGACGGUGAUGCCGAUUCGAACUUGGAAGGUAAAAAGGUCGAGAGUAUUUCGGAAGGCGGUUUUUCAUUACCCUCCCCUAUCCCGCCUUCUGAGAGCAUCGACAAUCCAGGGACGUCCGAAGAAGAAAAUGACCCAGACGACGUUGCUGUCGUGUCGGACGCGGAUGAAGAAGACUUAAACUCAACUCUGGCGGAGGAAGAGGAGGAUGAGGGGGCGGAUACAAACGGAGAGGAUGAAGAGCUGCCAGAGGGGGCACCCCAGCCUCAGGAGGAAGACCUGAAGGAACAAAUGAAACAAUACCUGCCACCCCCUUGUCCUUUGGAGUAUGCUGAAAACCCCCUGCUUCAUAUGUCACCGCAGGUGCGUUUCUUUCUCCCUUUUGGUAUUAGGAACCCUUCUUACGCGGCUAGUCAGAUGUUGGACGAGGUCGAGGAAGCGGUGAUGGAGGAGAGGGAGGAGCGAGCUUUAUCGGUGCCACGAGAAAUGGAAGACGAGGAGUCCUCGAGUUCAUCCUCUGCGGAUGACGAAGAAGCCAAAUGUGCCUAUGAGUUAGACAACUAUCGAGACGAAGAAGAAGAUGCCAACGAGGACGACGAGGUGGACGAUAGUGACUCGCAUGAUGGCAGAGGGCGAGACGAGCAAAUCCACACGCACAAAGAUCUUGAGCGUGAGGAGCGCUGGCUACAUGAACCUCGUCAGAAAGCAUUCAAGAACGUCCGACCCACCACCACCGGUUGUCGUAGCGAUUCGCACGAGCCCCCUAAUUACUGGUCUGAUCCCCCCGUGUCCGACGAAUACGCCGACCUCCGCGAGUUCAACACCUGUCCCGAAGGCUACGACUACGUUGACGCAGAGCAGGCGAGAGAGCUACUGCGUCCGGAAACGACGAGGAAGUCGCCGACAACUAAGCAAGCUGACGUUGGUGGUGGUGGUGGUAAUUAUGGUGGUAAAAAGAAGCCUGUAAUUGGUGCAGCUGGCUAUCUAGAGGUCAGUCUAUUUGGGUCUGAAAUCAGCUCCUCUUCGUCUGAAUCCGACAGCGGUGGCGAUGACAGUGAUGGAGAUGCUGUUAUAAAGUCAGAUGCAUUGAAAGAAUUUAUGUAA
Molecule: messenger RNA, 3511 nt
Organism: Mesocestoides corti
Lineage: Eukaryota; Metazoa; Platyhelminthes; Cestoda; Cyclophyllidea; Mesocestoididae
Source: the annotation of a GenBank genome assembly